Molecule: messenger RNA, 4929 nt
Organism: Henningerozyma blattae CBS 6284
Lineage: Eukaryota; Fungi; Ascomycota; Saccharomycetes; Saccharomycetales; Saccharomycetaceae
Gene: UFD4
Product: putative ubiquitin-protein ligase UFD4
Exons: 1
Coding region: 1-4929 (1642 amino acids)
Biological process (GO): proteasome-mediated ubiquitin-dependent protein catabolic process; protein polyubiquitination
Cellular component (GO): nuclear speck
Molecular function (GO): ubiquitin protein ligase activity
Source: RefSeq, a predicted model, not a curated record
AUGAGGCUGAUAGAACAGCAUGAUGAUGAUGAUGAUGAUGAUGAUGAUGAUGAUGAUGGAAUCCAUGAUGAAGACGAGGAUGAAGAUAUGGGUGGCGAAAUCAACUCUAAUUCUAUAUUGUUACAUGAUCUGUUAAAUUCUUUUGCAAAUUCUGCAGGGCACGGUGAUGUAGGCUCUAAUCCGACUAUUACUAAUAAUGAUACUAAUGGUGUGCCAUUAGGUGGCAAUAGAACUUUGCCGGAUAUAUUAUCCAUGUUCACUUCGUCAAAUGGUAAUCCGUUUGGUGGUAUUGGUGGAGUGCGUGCCGGUAAUAGCUUUGGUGGCAAUUCAAGAUUUAAUAAAUUGAUUGAUAAUUUGGCACUUACUAAUCCUAAUUUUGAUCCCUACAUUGCUAUGGAAUCAUUGAGAGACUUAGCUGAAAAUUUAUUAUUGACAAACAAUUAUUUGAUUGACCGAUUAUUUAAUUUAAAUGCUCUAAUUAACAAUAUUAUAUCCAUUCUAGACUCUCCAGUUCUCAUGGAUCACAUGGAGUUGCAAUUAAUGGCAUGUAGGUGUAUCUAUAAUUUAUUUGAAGUUACUCCAGAGAUAAUUUCUGUUACAAUAAAAAAGCAUACGAACCUUUGUCCAAUUUUACUGUCAAAGCUGAACUCAAUUAAUUAUAUUGAUUUGGCCGAACAAGUAUUGGAAUUAUUGGAAUUAAUUUCAAGAGUAACUCCCUUGGAGUUAUUAAAAUUACCUGAAUUAUAUUCUUGCCUUUCGUUCAUUGAUUUUUUCACUAUCCACUCUCAAAGAAAGGCUAUUUCAAUUGUGUCAAAUUCAUUGUCAGCUUCUUCCAAUAUUAACAAUUUUAAUCAUCAGAGCCCACUAGUCAAUAACAUCAAACAUCUAAUUAAUAUUAUUCAACCUAUUUUCUUAAAUAAUUCUGAUGACUUUGUUUUGAAUAGACUAAUUUUAUCCUUUUAUGGGGUUUGCAAUCGAAACUUAUUGUCAUCUUUAAGUAAAGGAGAGUCCGAUGCUCCAAAUAAUGAUAAUUUAUUAUUAUUAAAUGUUGAUACAAUUAAGAAGUUAAUUAAUUUAAUCUCACUAAAUGAUAUUAAUCUAUCAAUCAAAUUGAAAACUCUUAGCAUCAUUUCAAGUUUAAUUGAGUAUAAUAUCGAAUUAUCGAAAUCAUUAAUUGACUUGAUAGAUUUACCAAAUUUAAUUAUUAAAUGUUUAACUAAUUAUUCAAAGUCUAAACAUUCAAAGUUACAUGAGACCUUAAUGUUUGUCCCAAAGAUUUUAUUAAAAAAUAUUUCAAGAUUAGUUAUGAUGCUAUUACCAUCAACGGAUAACUUUAAUUCUAAUUCAAAAUCAAAAUCCAUUUUAAAUAAAAAAUUCUCAAUAACUUUGCAUAAGAAAAAUUCAUUCCAAUUCAAUAAUUUAAAAUUUUAUAAUGAUAUGAUACCAAUUCUAACAGAAAUUUAUUUAAACUCAAUUGAUUAUGAUAUACGUAAGUUUACAUUGACUUCUUUAACAAGAAUAAUUCCAAAUUUACCAAAAAAAUUUGAUAUCUCUACUCUCAAGAACUAUUACUUAAAUGUUAUCAGUACAGCUUUGUCAACUUACACUUCAAACACGUUGGAUACAAAUACUAUAGAAUUAAAUAUCAAUUGCAUUCAAUCAAAAAAUUUAUUAUUUAUUUUGAUUUUAUUAGACUGGUUAUUAGAUAAAUAUCCAAAUGAAUUUUUAUUCUCUUUAAAAAGGGAGGGGGUAUUAGAAAUCUUAAAUUCUCUUUCUGCUACUUUUGAAAAAUCGCUUGGGAAAAUUAAUGGUACUAUACUUGAUAGUGAACUUCAGAUUGAUGAUGAUAAUGAUGAAACUAAUAAUUUUAAUGCAGGCUCCAUGAAUGAUAGUGAAAAAAUGGAUGAUGAAUCUGAUACUAACAUGGAACGAAGUUCAAAUAUAAACGAAAUAUCGGAAUAUGAAGAUGAGGACAUUGAUGAUGAAGAAUUUGACCCGACUGAUGAUUUAGAUAUUCCGACUCAUAUUGAACCACGUUUGAUUGUUUUUAAACUGUUUAAAACUUUUUCUAAUAAAGAAAUAGAUGAAAUGAUUAAUAUAAUAUUGGCACGAUUAACAAAGAUAUUUAAAAAAGGUGAUAAAAAUGAUAUUAACAAUAAUUUUUCUAAUUCUAAUUCUCAAAUUUUAAAAGAUAUUGAAAACCUGCAUUCGAAUAUUGAAUACCUGACAAAACAUGUAUUGAAUUAUAACGACGCAUUAAAAAAUGAUUUUAAUAUUGAAUUUUGGUCUAAUAUUUGGACAAACUUAAAAAUAUCGAUGUUUAACAAGAAUUUUAAAAUUUCCAGUUUCGAGUUAAUUUCUACAAAUUUAGUCAAUAUUAUUGUUGACAUAUUUGAGAAAUACUCUAAUUAUGCAAUGGUACAUACAACAUUUUUAAAUGUGUUUCAAAAUAAUGAUGGAAUUGAUAAUCAUGUGGAAAAUGAUUUAAAGAAAUUAAUAGAGUUAUUACAAAAUUCAUUAUCUAGAAUUGAACAGUUUAAUAUCAUAACAUGUGGUAUUCCAAAUGAUACGAGUAGUAAUCAUUCUCUUUCAUCUACAAGUAUUGCUGGUGGUAACAGUGAUAGUACAAGAACACGGUCCACCUCAAGUUUUAUAAAUAGUAUCAAUGGGAAUAUUGAUCAUACCGAAGAUAAAAGUAGUACAGGAGUAUCUUCUCUAGGAAAGCAGAUGAAAGUUCGUUUGGAAUAUAAUGGUAGCUCUGAAAACAUAAAGAAUUCUAAUUUGAAAUCAUUUGUUGUUUCAAUACAUUGCAUCUCAUCAAUAAAAUCAUUAAGUGAUUUUUUAAAACACCAAAUCAUGCUAUCAAGAUUCUUAGAUACAUUUUCUACGAAUUCUUCCCAUCCAUUUAACUAUGAAGAAGAAGAAGAAGAUCAUGAUCAUGAUCAUGAUGAUUCUAGUAAUGAACAUCCUACUGAGAAUCCCUUUGAAUUUAGUAUCAAUGACACAAAGAUUAGUUUAAAUGAUACAGUAUUUGGUGCAUGUUAUAAACAAUACAUUGACAAUGAAAAUAGAACCUCUAAUCUAGACUUAGCUUCUAAUAAUAGCAAUAAUAGCAUUCAUCCCAAGGAUAUAUCUAACUUAUGGAAUGAAAUACCUACCAUCCAGUAUAGAAGAACCAAGAAAAAUGAUCAAUUUGCAAAUGAUAGUUCUGCAAGUUCCUUUUCUACUUCAACAUCCACUACAACUACAACUUUAGCUUCGACAACUAUUGGAACACCUUUAUCAUCGCAUCAGACACAAUUAAGUUCUAUGUAUUCAUUAAAGAAUAUUGAUAUCACUAUUAUGAAUAAAAUAAAUCCAUCUAUCAGAUCUAUAUUAAAGUUACUGAACUUAAUUUCCACAUGGAAUGAUACUACCAAAGUAUUAGCCAACGAAUUAUUCAUUAAUUCUAAAUUAAGUGCUAAAUUGUCAAGACAAUUAGAAGAACCAUUGAUUAUUGCAAGUGGUAUAUUACCUAAUUGGUUAUUAUAUUUAACCAUGAAUUAUCCAUUCUUAUUUCCAUUUGAAAUCAGAUAUAUACUAUUACAAUAUACAUCAUUUGGAUAUGGUAGAUUAAUUCAAUCGUGGCUAAAUAAAAAUAAAAUGCUAUUAAAUAAUGGAAAUGGAAGUACUGGGAAUAAUGAAGAUGAGAAUGGGAAUGGGAAUAUGGUUUCUAAUAGUAAUAACUCGAACAAUAUCAAUAACAUACAUGCUAAUGAACAAUUGCAACGACUAGGAAGAUUGGCAAGGCAUAAAUUACGUUUAUCAAGAAAAACGUUAUUUUUGAGUGCUUUGAAAAUAUUAAAUAAAUAUGGUUCUUCCACAAGUAUAUUAGAAAUGGAAUAUCAAAAUGAAGUAGGUACAGGUACUGGACCUACAUUGGAGUUUUAUGCUAAUGUAUCAAGAGAGUUUGCUAAGAAAUCAUUGAACAUGUGGAGAGAUCAAAAUUCUGGAAAAGAAGAUGAAUUUGAAAGUCCAUAUAUAAUAGACUCCUUGUUCCCCAAGCCCUUGAAUCCGAAGAAUAUGAACGUUGAACGGGUAAUUGAAUUGUUUAAAUACCUUGGUAUAUUCAUUGCUCGUUCUAUGAUAGAUAAUCGAAUUUUAGAUUUUCGUUUUAACCCGGCUUUCUUCGAAAUCUGUCAGAAAUAUAGCAAAAACUAUCAAGAUCCCAAUGAUUCAGAUAAUAAGACAAGAUUUCAAUUAGUCGAACUUAUUGAUAACCAAGUCUUUAAAACGUUAAAAUAUUUAGAAACAAAUUCUGAAAAUGACUUAUUGUUGAAAGAACUGACAUUAACUUUCGUCUUUCCAGGUAGUGAUUUAGAAUUGAUUCCAAACGGUAAUGAAGUCUAUGUGGACAGUACCAACGUUAAGCAAUAUAUUGAUCUACUUCUUGGCCAAAUGAUCGGUUCUGGUAUAUCGAAACAAGUUGAAUCUUUUAUUGAGGGGUUUUCUGAAGUUUUCCAAUUUUCUAGUCUUCAGAUGCUGACAUCAUAUGAAUUGACCAAUAUUUUCGGAUGUUUUGAAGAAGAUUGGAAUGAAAAGACAUUGUUCACAUAUAUUAAUGCUGAACACGGAUAUACACUGGAUUCCCCUACAAUUCAUGACUUGAUUAAGGUCAUGUGCAAUUUAGAUGAAACACAAAGAAGAAAAUUCGUCCAGUUUCUGACUGGCGCUCCUAAACUUCCGAUUGGAGGCUUUAAAAGUCUAAACCCACGACUCACUGUGGUUUUGAAACAUGCAGAGGAUGGAUUGAAACCCGAUCAAUGCCUGCCCAGUGUCAUGACAUGUAGGAACUAUCUGAAAUUACCUAAGUAUAGCACCUUUGAUGUGAUGCGCUCACGCAUCCUGCAAGCCAUCGACGAGGGCUCCGGUGCCUUCUUGUUAUCAUGA